CAACUUCCCAUAUCUAUCGCGGAAGUAUACGAAAAUAUCCUCGGUCGAAGUCUUGACCCGGAAGCUACUCGCAUUAUCUUGCAGAUCGUUCUAGCGACUAUACGUCCUCUAACGAUUGACGAGGUAACCAUUAUAGUUACGAUAGCAAGAACGGAGGGUAUUCGAUCAUAUAAAGAUCUUAAUCUCGAACCUAAAGAUAUCCGAGAAUCUAAUCUUCGCAAUAUAUACGGGUUUUUCAUUAGCAUUAGUGAUUUGAAGGUAUCUCUCCUUCAUUAG
Messenger RNA from Exophiala viscosa, 276 nucleotides. RefSeq lists its product as uncharacterized. The annotation marks the transcript as partial. NCBI's taxonomy places the organism in Eukaryota, Fungi, Ascomycota, Eurotiomycetes, Chaetothyriales, Herpotrichiellaceae. The record is from RefSeq and is a predicted model, not a curated record. The transcript has a single exon.